AUGAAUAAAAAAUAAUUCAAAAAAAAAAGAAUACAUGAAGUUGAUUAUGCCCAAAAAGUAUUGAAUUCUAUUAAACCUCAUAUCUAAAAUACAAAAUUAAAUCAAAAUCUAUUUCAUGCAUAAUAAAUAACAAGACAUUCAUCAACAAUAAUUAAGGAUAUUCAAAAAGAUGUAAGAUAAACUCUAAGAAAAUAUGAUUCAUAAAUAAAAUUAAGUGAAUCAAACAGAAAUCAUACAAUUACUGAUUCAACAAGAAAAUAUUCAAAUGAAAUACCUAGACACACAUCAUUCUCACCUGAAAAAGAAUUAAAUUGUUUAAAGCAAUAAUAAAGAAUUUUAAUGGCCCUAUUGAAUAAUCUAUAAAAUUAAGAAAAUCUUACAGAUGUUUGUCAUUAAUCUUCUGAAAAAGAUUUAAAACCAUAAUGCAUAAAGAAGUAAACCUAAAAAUAAAAUGAGAAAUAAAUAUAAUAUAUAGAAAAAAAAAAAGUUUAAAUUGACUAACCAUAAAAAAAAAUUUAUAAUGAAACUGAUGUUAUAUCAUUAGAUUUAAGUAAACUUAAGAAAUCACCUAAUAAUAAAUCAAUUUCAUCUUUUAAUUUUUUUGUAGCAAACAACAAAGAUAAAUAAAAUUCAAAUAUUCCUGUUCUAACUCAAAACAAAAGUUGUUCAAAAUUUAAUUUGAAAAAUUUUGAUUAAUAAAAUUAAUGGGAGAAUUAUGGAGUAGCAAAUAAUAAGAAUAAAUAACAUUUAAAAUAUACUAAAAAGAAUUAAAAAGACCAAAUUAACAAUGAAAAUAAGUUAUAAACAAAUGGAAGAUAUAAAUAAGGAUUAGAAAGAAAGAGUGAUAAAUUGAAUCCUAGAGAUAGUCAUUAUGAUUUUAUAUAUUUGAAUAAUUUUGAUAUUUGA
Paramecium primaurelia is the source of this 906-nucleotide messenger RNA. The record is from the annotation of a GenBank genome assembly. NCBI's taxonomy places the organism in Eukaryota, Ciliophora, Oligohymenophorea, Peniculida, Parameciidae.